Molecule: messenger RNA, 356 nt
Organism: Penicilliopsis zonata CBS 506.65
Lineage: Eukaryota; Fungi; Ascomycota; Eurotiomycetes; Eurotiales; Aspergillaceae
Exons: 2
Coding region: 33-356 (107 amino acids)
Cellular component (GO): membrane
Source: RefSeq, a predicted model, not a curated record
CCUCACCUCAUCUCACCCAACCCAUCAAAAAAAUGACCGCCACCUCCGCUUUGGCUCUCGCCCUGCUCACCUCCCUCGGCGGGACAAUCGGGUACGCCCGCACGGGGUCCAUCCCCUCGAUCGCCGCCGGGCUCUCCGUCGGAGCCCUUUACCUGCUCUCCUUUGCAAGGCUGCGGGCGGGACAGUCCUACGGCGAGGAGAUCGGCUUGCUUGCUUCGACGGUGUUGGGGGGGAGUGCGGUGCCGCGCGUGAUUAAGACGAGGGGGAAACCGGUGCCGCUUGUUCUGAGUGUUUUGGCGACCUAUGGGGUUGUGGUUUUUGGGCUGGCGCUUAGAGAGAAGCGGGCGAGAUUGUAG